AAACUUUUCAGUCAUCUAUGAGCGCUUUCGAGUUGUGUAUCGCUUUUUUUCGCGUUUUCGCCUAUUUCGCAGAAGAAAAUUUUUCACGGUUUCGCAAGUGUCGGUCGCCCUAUUCCUGGUUUUAGUGUGUGCUUCUUACAUCAGAGUUCGUCCAAGACGAAGAGUGGCUGUUUUUUUUGUGAUACGGGGAAAAAGAUCGCCUGUAAGAGUUGAAGACACGUUAAUCCUGUCUUUUCUCCAUCGCCCUAUCCGAAGCUCGGCUCGGCAAUUUUGGAAGAACUUGCCUGGUUGGCACCAAUCGUCGCUAUACUCCCAACAAGCGGCCAACGCCUGUGUGUGUAUUUGCUGCGCGCAAUCUGACCGAUCUUGAUCGGUUCGGGGCUACGGACGGGCCAACGACAUCCCAGCAACUUGGAACACCAGUACAACCAGUAUUCGUGAAAGGUGUGAUAUUCGACUAGCCCUAGAGUGUGUUGUGCAAAAAAAAAAAACCCCGGCCUGAACAGCUGAGCAAGGCACGAUCGAGUUGAAGAAGAAACGUGUGUCGACGGCGCAUCCCACUGUGACAGGUGGUGAUCGUGUUCAACAGCAGCAGUAAUUUUGUCGUGCUCGCGCGCGUGUGUGUGAGAGAAAAGCAAAAGAAAUAAUACCAGUCAAAAAGUGAGUACCGCAAAGCGUACUGAAGCCUAAAGUCCCACAACUGUGCUCUAUCCUGUGUCUCUGUGUUUCCUCACCAUAUUUGGUGCAAUAAUACUCGCGAAGAGAAAUUUAAGUGAUCCUACGUGCUAUCUCUGUUUCCUUCCGGAAUCUCGUUUGUCUCGCACCGGUCUAGGUGGCCAAGUUUCGAGCCAAUACCGCAGUUGUGUCGUGUCGUGUUCUUCGCGUACACUUAGGCUAAGCAGUGAUUCGAGCGGGAGAAGAAGAAGGGGAAGAGAGGAGAGGAGUGCAUUCAGUUUUCGGUGUGUCCUCCGGCGUCAUCAUGAACGUGAUGAACAAUAGUAGCGGCGACGAGGAGCAGGUCGAGUGCCCACUGUGCAUGGAACCCCUAGAAGUGGACGAUCUCAACUUCUAUCCGUGUACGUGUGGCUAUCAGAUCUGCCGGUUCUGCUGGCACAGGAUCCGCACCGACGAGAACGAGUUGUGUCCCGCGUGUCGGAAGGCGUACCCGGAGAACCCGGCCGACUUCACGCCCCUGUCGCAGGAGCAGAUCGCAGCGUUCAAGGCGGAGAAGCGACAGCGGGACCAGCAGCGGAAGGCAAAAAUCUCCGAAAACCGGAAACAUUUAGCCAACGUGCGGGUGGUGCAGAAGAACCUGGUAUUCGUCGUCGGACUGCCGCCGAGAUUGGCAGAUCCCGAAAUUCUCAAAAAGCAUGAAUACUUUGGCAAAUACGGCAAGAUUCAUAAAGUUGUUAUAAACCCUAGUACAACGUACGCAGGAGUCCAGCAGGGGCCAUCGGCGUCGGCGUACGUGACGUACAUCAACAACAAUGACGCCCUAAAGGCGAUCCAGAGCGUCAACAACAUCAUGCUCGACAAUCGGCUAAUAAAGACAAGUUUAGGCACCACGAAGUACUGUAGUCACUUCAUGAAGAACCAAACGUGUCCGAAGCCGGAUUGCAUGUAUUUGCACGAGUUGGGAGACCAGGAGGCUAGCUUUACGAAGGAGGAAAUGCACCAAGGGAAGCACCAGGAGUACGAGAAGCGGUUACACGACACGAUGCAGGCGCAGUUAGGUCUGACGUCUGCUAAUGGUGGUGGUGGACCAGCCGGAGGUACAACUGGGCCGUCCUUAAAUGGCACCACUGCCGGUGUGGGCGGCGGGGUCAUCGGCAGCAGCAACAGUACCAGUGGUGGUGUCGGCAAUGGCAACGGUAGCAGUAGCACCGGCGGCAACGGAACCGGAACCGGCACCACCACAAAUGGUAUUAUUGCGAACGGUACAGGCGGCAGUGGCAAAACAGGUGAUUCUAAACAUAUUAGCGACAUAACCAAUGGACCUAUACAAAGCAAAGAAGCUUGGCCAAGCUUAUCCACUACGCCGAUCAACGGUAGCACUCAUGGCAAUGGAGGCGGCGGUAGCAAUAAGGAGAAUAAGAUUAACGGUAAAACAGUCGGUGGCAACAAGGAGAAUGCAACUCGUAGCGACCGAAAGCAUGAGAAAUCCCGAACGAAAGGUGGCCGUAAGCAUCGGAACAGUCGGGACACGGAUCGCGAUCAUCACAACAGCAAGGAGCAUCCCGUCAGCAGCAAGGAUAGUAGUCACAGUAAACAGAAUUCCAACCGCAGUAACAGCAAAGAUAGUACAAUUCCGGUGACUAGCAGUGCCAACAGCAGGACGGUGAGCAAUUCGUCUAGUUCUACCAGUACCUCCAGUACAACGGUCAUAGGCAGCACCAAUGGCAAGGUGUCUGUCGCUGCUGUCGUUGCCGGUCUAGCCAAUGGGGAUGAAGCGAACAAAGAGGUGCAAAACAAUAGUAAAAAUCUUAAACAAACCGCCAUCAAUGGGUGUGUUAGCACAAAUGGUACAACCACUAAUGGUGGUGGAAAACUGGUCGCUGUUCAGCACAUAGUGGACGAGCUGGAUGACGACGACGAUGAGCUGGAAUUUGAGGACCUGGAUAACGACGCACUGUCGUCGGACAACGAUGGCAAAACGGAUACGCCUUCGUUGAGCAGCAGUGGUUCCUCCCAUGCUGGCGGUGAUAGUGGAAGCACACUGAGCGAAUCGCCUAGCGGUAAGAGCUCUCCUAGUGCAUUCCCUGAUCCACUGACGGCAGUGAACAAUGUGAUAACGACUGGCAGCACUACGACAGUCAGUACCUCGUCCGCAGAGGAAAGCGCCAUCACAACAAGUCCCAGCAACACGGCCAUUACCAAUGGUAUUAGUAGCAGUAGUAGCAGUUACACCACCACCUCCUCCACGCUAACCUCGGCAGGAAUUGUGUCAAGCACCGAGGAAAAGAGUACUGAACCCGUGAUAACUUCGUCAUCGUCCCUGUUCGGCAAUGGCAACGAUGAGGUCAAUCUCACCACCACGACCGUCACGACAUCGGCGGCCAACAAACAACAGCAGCAGCAGCCACACCAGCCGCCCAAUGGACUUAACAAAGUCAACAGUCUCAUUGACAACACCACUUCACGAUUCUCCAAGUUGGGCAUUUUCGAUGACAACAGCAGUUUCUUCUCUCACAGCACUUUCGAUACGUACAACUACAACAAACUGGAUGGUGUUGUGAAUGGUAAUCUGGAAAGUAACCAGUCCUCCGGUCUCACAUCCUCCCAGCUGCCGGAUCUCCUCAGCGGUACCAACGAUACCAAUGAGCAGCACACAAAGGAGAUCCUCAAGAACUUGGGUAACCUUCAGCAACAGCAGCACCAGCAGCAACAACAACAGCAGCAUCAUUUGCUGAACAAUUUGCAGUUGCAGCAACAGCUGAAUGGCCUUGGUCUUGGAAAUGGUAGUGUCGAUAGCCUUACCGGGCUCGGCACGGGCAAUACCGACGAUUGGGAGGCCGCUUUCAGCAAAUAUGUGAUACGCAACAAACUGGACGUUGAACAUCACGAGGAUCUCUUACGCAUACAGGAACUGCAGAAGCGUAACCUCAUCAACAGUGGACUGAAUGUGACACAAUUUAAUGGCUUUAAUGGUGAUUAUUCAGAUUACUUUCACAACACGAACGAACUUAACAGUAGGUUACUGAGCCAGCAGCACCAACAGCAGGCUCAUCAACGUUUACAGCAGCAACAACAGCAACAGCAGCACUCCGAGCUGAGUCACAUCUACGCGGGUAAUAUGUCGAAGUUCUUCGACUUCCACAAAAAUCAACAGCAGCAAGCGGCACAGCAGCAGAAUCCACCCUUUUUACACAAUGGACACUCGUCGCUGUCGGCAGCGGACCCGAUGAACAUCGCCAGCUUACUCGAAAACAGCCGGUUGAACUCACACUUCCUAGAUCAACACUCGAAUGGUUUGCUAGGUUCCCAACUACAGAAGCAGCGAAUGCUCAAUGGCCAGCUGAAUGCUCACAAUGUCCUGUUGAACGGGGCUAAUCCACAGCAACAGCAGCAGCAGCAGCCACCAACGCAGUCGCAGCAACAGCAGCCGAACAAUAGGCUUCACAAUCCACAGCAGCAGCAACAACAGCAACCACAGCCGCAACAGCAGUAUCCACAGCAAACGCCAAUCGUAGACGACGAUUUAGGCAAAAUUUUAGGCUUUGACCCCUUCUUCGAGACCCAGAAGGCGCUGGCUGAGCUGAUCAACGACGAGAUCAACCAGCAGCAGAUCUCGCAGAGUGCCGCAGCGGCUGCCGCAGCAGCUGCAGCAGCCAACCACAGCAAGCUGAUGGAGAACGUUCAACGGACACGGAUGCCGCCGCCUGGCUUCAACCACAUGAACGCUUUCGGUUUCGGUGUACCGAGAGCGCAAGUUUCAGGCAGCAAAAUCCUUCCGUUCAUGAACCUAACCAACAGCGCACAGCAGCAGCAGCAACAGCAACCGCAGCAAAGCAACUGGGGUCAGCAAUUACAGCAACAGCAGCAGCAGCAGCAACAACAACAGCAACAGUUUAUGGGAUUCCAGCAGAAUGAGCAAAAUCAUCUGACUUCGUCCCAGCCGCAGAACGGACACAACAAAGCAGGUUACGGCAAUAACUUCACCGACUGGACCUCGUUCGAUCCGGCCAUCGUCUCGUUUCGUCAGUUUUCGUUCAUGAACGGACCCAACCAGCCCGGGGAUAUGUUUCUAUCGGCUCAACAGAACCAACUGAAUCAGCAGAACCUCCAACAACAAGGACAAGGAUUCGGGCACCACGGCAUUAACUUGCAGUCGAGUCUGAUGAACCAACAGCAGCAGCAGCAGCAACAGCCGGGAAAUCCGCAAGCACAGGUAAAUUUCUCGCACGCGACCUCCAACUGGCUCAACAGCGAGCAGAGCGCCUACAUGAACAGCCUCGCCAACGGAUUCGGCGCUGGAACCAACUAUGACAAGUUCUCCAUCCCGAUGCCACCUGGCUUCCAGGCUGCAGCCGCGGCAGCAGCAGCAGCUGCCGCAGCCAACAAGCAGAAGGCCGAAUGCAUUAACUAAGCCAACAGCCAGCCAGUGUAGAGAAAUUCAACUGUUUCAAAACCAAACCCCCUAUCUACUUCUGUAUCCCAAAAAAUAACCCAUCGGCACCGUAUCCAACCCGGUUGACCUAGAAGAGCGCCGUCCUAACACGUGCUUUGACGACCCAGAAGGAAAGCGAGCAGCAAAGUGAAUUUCUAGUUAUUCCUAUAUUUCAACCUAUUUUUUAGUUUCUCUGUUCAUAUCUUUCUGUGAUCUUCUAAGUGUUAAGUCGCGAGGGGAGAAAACGAGAAACGGAUGUAGCCCAGCAUUUAUGAUUGAACGAGCAAAAGACAGCUUUAGAUUGUAGACGAAGACCUGUUCGGGUCUUCGCGCCAGAUAUUGUUCCAGUAAUUGAGGCUUCGAUCUCACUCUCACACUAACCAGAGGUGGUUCCGUACUAUUCUGUAAUAAGUUUAAUCCGUUCGUUUUGUUUUUUGUUUGAAUAUUUACGUAGCGAAAAAAAAGUGCCCGAUUGCAGGUGAUUCGUCGUGGAUUCGAUUCGGAACUCGGGAUCUUCCGGUUCAUCGACCGAGGUGAAUCUCUGCCAAAUUGCCUACAGCUUAAAACAAGGAAAAUAGCUUAUUUUGACCUGUCGUCCAUCCUUUCAUCAAUAACAUUCAACCACUUGAAUAGUAUUUGAUCGAAAGUAUACUGCGAUACUCACGAGAUACACAAUUUUCGACACAAAACUAAUUAGUUAACAAAUUGAAUUAAUAAAAAAUAAUCUGGUUUUAUUUAUUUCUACAUUUCGACUAGAAUUAUUUGGCUUUCUGUCUGAUAAAGAAUGCAAAAAAGAAUCGAAAAAAAGAUAUUUGACAAUGGAACUUUUAUUGAUGAGCACUGGAUUGGUUUAGUUGAUAUAGUUAUGACUUAAAUUCAGUGUAUUGAGUCGACAGAGAGCCUGGGGUCUAUAUCUCAGGCUCUUAUUCAACUGCAUUUGAAAUAGUUCGACGUUUGACACCCAAUUUUGAGCCCAAUAUUCAACAAAAAUGAACCCAAAUUUUGUCUCAAGUAUAUUGUUUAAACAAAUUAAAAAUUAAAGAUUCCAUUGUCACCAUUCGUUUGCAACUAGGAGUAUGUAGGGAGCCGUUGCAUUUCAAAGCCUUAACAUCAAAAGACGCCUUUUCUAGGUUAUAAAACAUACAAACCAACAAUUACUUACCAAAUAUCUAAUACUACUCGUAUUGGUUCACCUUUUUUCCGCUAAAAUGUUAGACCGCUAAAGUAAACUCACGCAUAUUCUCGCUAAGUAGUAAAUGGAAAAUGUCAUCAAAUUUUAGGCAUCGUCACAGAAAAUAUUAGCCAAAUUUAAUCAUCGUACACUAAACACACCACUACAAGCAGAAAUGUCUGAAACCCUUUGAACGAAAAUCUACACAAGCUGAAACAUUUACAACAAAAAAUGGCUAAACUACAUAGAGGAAACGGUUAUAUUGCUAUAUUAUUAUGAUUACAAUUAUUAUUCAUUAUCCAAAACCACAUUUAUCGAUAAAUGCCGCGAACGAAGAGAUAAUGCUGAGUCCCCCAGGGCGUAGUACUAGACCUAUAAGACACAUACCUACGCUAAAAACAAUGAUCACUGAGGGAGCGCUGCGUCACUUUGCAGCGGGAAUCGUACCUCGAAGGGCAGGGGGUUUUGGACAAACGUUAAGGAUGCGACCGCCUCCCAUCGAGAAACGAUCCCAAUGCAACCAGCGCCGCCCCCUUAAGGCAAACACAUGGUACGCAAGCUGUGCGCCAGGGCUUGGCUGCUAAGAAAAAGAAAAAGCUGACGCACAGCAAGAUACAAACAAAGUAACGUUGCCUUUUUUCGAUAUUGAGACGAAGAACGUUGAUUAUGAUGAUGAUGAAACAAAACACAAGGAGUCUGCUGUUGCUAGGAAAAAAUAAAGUGAUGAAGUGAGCAAAAAAAAUGGAAGUAAACGCUGCGUCCCAAAAGAUGCAAAGUCAGGAGAAUCUUGAAUUGAUGAUGAUGAAAGCCAAGAGAAAGGAAAGGAAAAUGGAAAAAACAUUAUAAUAUGUGAAAGACGAUAUAAACAUGAAAUCCACAAAAGGAAAUAUUAUGGACAAAAUCGUGAAACAUGAGAAUAUACUUAAAAUAUGAGCAAAAUGAA
This is a messenger RNA of Aedes aegypti (yellow fever mosquito), 7221 nucleotides long. It is a transcript of the gene Cnot4, whose product is annotated as mediator of RNA polymerase II transcription subunit 13. Gene Ontology annotation, biological process: protein ubiquitination. The coding region runs from base 980 to 5086 and encodes 1368 amino acids. Gene Ontology annotation, molecular function: ubiquitin-protein transferase activity; metal ion binding; RNA binding. Gene Ontology annotation, cellular component: CCR4-NOT complex. The record is from RefSeq and is a predicted model, not a curated record. Lineage: Eukaryota; Metazoa; Arthropoda; Insecta; Diptera; Culicidae. The transcript has 15 exons.